AGGAGAUGAUUACAAGAUCAAGGUGUGGAAUUACAAGUUGCAUAGGUGUUUGUUUACCCUUCUUGGACAUCUAGACUACAUUCGUACGGUUCAAUUUCACCAUGAGUACCUUGGAUUGUUAGUGCGAGUGAUGAUCAGACUAUCAGGAUAUGGAAUUGGCAGUCUCGUACUUGUAUUUCUGUGUUGACUGGACACAACCAUUAUGUGAUGUGUGCCUUGUUCCAUCACAAAGACGACCUGGUUGUUUCUGCUUCCUUGGAUCAAACUGUUCGUGUUUGGGAUAUUGGUGCUCUGAGGAAGAAAACAGUAUCCCCUGCUGAUGACUUCCUUCAGUUGAGUCAGAUGAACACGGAUUUCUUUGGUGGAGUUGACGCCAUUGUUAAGUAUGUCUUAGAGGGCCAUGACCGAGGAGUCAACUGGGCCUCAUUUCAUCCCACUCUUCCUCUAAUUGUUUCUGGAGCAGACGAUCGCCAACUGAAAGUAUGGCGAAUGAAUGAUACAAAAGCUUGGGAAGUAGACACCUUGAGAGGGCACAUGAACAAUGUUUCAUGUGUUUUUUUUCAUCCAAGGCAGGAUCUAAUCAUGUCUAAUUCAGAAGAUAAAAGUAUUCGUGUGUGGGAUGCUACAAAAAGGACUGGCCUUCAAACUUUUUGUAGGGAGCAUGAUAGGUUUUGGAUUCUUACGGCUCAUCCUGAGCUGAACCUUCUGGCAGCUGGUCAUGAUAGUGGCAUGAUAGUUUUCAAGUUGCAGAGAGAGUGUCCUGCUUUCUCUGUGAGUGGUGAUUCUGUUUAUUAUGUGAAAGACCGUUUUCUGCGCUUCUAUGAGUACUCAAGUCAGAAAGACACUCAAGUAAUACCAAUCCGUAGGCCUGGUUCCAAUAGCUUGAAUCAAAGCCCUAGAACUCUUUCUUAUAGCCCUACUGAGAAUGCUGUUUUGAUCUGUUUGGAUGGAGAUGGAGGAUAUUAUGAACUUCAUAUUGUUCCUAAAGACAGUUUUGGUAGAGUUGACACUGUUCAAGAGGCCAAAAGAGGUCCUGGAGGAUCAGCAAUUUUCGUGGCUCGAAAUAGGUUUGCUGUGCUUGAGAAGAGCAGCAACCAAAUUUUAGUCAAGAACCUUAAAAAUGAGAUUGUCAAGAAGAGCUCACUCCCUGUUGUUGCCGAUGAAAUAUUCUAUGCUGGUACUGGAAAUUUGCUAUGCAAGGACAGAGGACAAAGUAGUCAUUUUUGAACUCCAACAGAGGAUUGUCC
Messenger RNA from Ilex paraguariensis (yerba mate), 1247 nucleotides. The record is from the annotation of a GenBank genome assembly. NCBI's taxonomy places the organism in Eukaryota, Viridiplantae, Streptophyta, Magnoliopsida, Aquifoliales, Aquifoliaceae.